Molecule: messenger RNA, 3352 nt
Organism: Xenia sp. Carnegie-2017
Lineage: Eukaryota; Metazoa; Cnidaria; Anthozoa; Malacalcyonacea; Xeniidae
Product: metabotropic glutamate receptor 3-like
Exons: 3
Coding region: 204-2816 (870 amino acids)
Biological process (GO): G protein-coupled glutamate receptor signaling pathway; regulation of synaptic transmission, glutamatergic
Cellular component (GO): membrane
Molecular function (GO): adenylate cyclase inhibiting G protein-coupled glutamate receptor activity
Source: RefSeq, a predicted model, not a curated record
AACGUUCAAACGUCUAAGUGAACGACCGAUGGUAGGCAAUAUAUUGCCUCCGGAACUAAUUUAAAAAUGUCAACGAUGCGUGUAUAAAUUAUCCUGUAAUUGAAAUUAAGGUCGAUCAAUACAUUGUAUUCAAGACAGACCGUUGACACAGUCGGAGAGAAACCGCAUACUUCAAUCACACAGUUCAAACACUCGUGGAAAAAAUGAUGUUCUGGGCUUUCAUAACGUUAUUCCUUUCAAGCAUCGAUUCAUCAACGAUGGCACAUGCAAAAGCAGCCAGGAAAACGGAAGGCGACAUCAUUAUAGGUGGACUAUUUCCCAUCCAUAGAAAGAGCAAGAAGUCGGAGAACGAGUGCGCGGAAUUUAAUGAGCAGAACGGUUUUCAGUACAUGGAAGCAAUGAAUUUUGCCGUGGAAAAGAUUAACAGAAACGAAAAGCUUCUACCAAACAUCACAUUGGGCACUCUCAUCUACGACACAUGUGCCAGCAAAACAAUUGGCGCCAACCACGCUAAGGAAUUCAUCAAAAUGACAAUCGAUGACGAUCAGCGGCAGCUUGCAGGAGUUGUGGGCGCAUUUACGAGCGGCGUUUCACUUGACGUGGCAAAUUUCCUACGUGUCUUCGAGAUACCACAGAUAAGUUAUGCUUCCACGAGCGAAACUUUGAGCAACAAGGACAUUUAUAGUUACUUUAUGCGUACGGUGCCUCCCGACACAUUUCAAGCAAAAGCAAUAAUAGAUAUCGUUCUGCGGUUCGGAUGGAGUUUCAUUUCCGUCGUGAACUCGCACGGUGAGUAUGGUGAAAGCGGUAUACGUAAGCUUAAAGAGUUUGCGACCGAGUUCAAUAUUUGCAUCGAUGUGGACUGGAGCCUAAACCGUUUUCCUACGGACGAGGAAUACAAGAAUCUGAUAAAUUCUCUGAUCGAGAGCUCCCUUGAAACGAACAUGUCAGCGGUCGUGCUUUUUGUGACGCAAAAUGACGCGCGCAAAAUCUUCGAAGCUGCAAAACUGAAUGACAAAGAGCAUCGUUUCACGUGGAUUGGAAGUGAUGGCUGGGGAAAUGUUGACUAUUUGAGCCAACUGGGAGGAGAGUCCGUUCUUGGUGCACUGGAGGUCGAAUUUAAACAUGGUGAAGUGUUGGAGGAAUUUAAGGAAUAUUACUUCAAUCUCAAGUGGAAUAACGAUAACAAUGGUAGUAACAUAUACUUUAAAGAAUUUUGGGAAGAGCAUUUUGAAUGUCGUUUUCGCAACGAGGAGCAGCCUUACAAGAUAGGAAACUUCAAAAAAAGUUGCACUGGAAAUGAAAAAAUUAAGAACUCGAGCGUAGAAUUUAGUCCGAUCAGAGUGGUCAUCAACGCCGUAUAUGCAUUCGCACACGCAUUGAAUAGUAUGCAAAAAGAGUUAUGUCCAGGAGAGCAUGGUAUAUGCAAAAAGAUGACGCAAUUUCAGCGUUCCCGAUUGCUAGAACAUCUGAAAAACGUGUCAUUCAUUGAUCCAAGUUUGAACACGACCGUUAAAUUCGAUGAGAAUCUAGAAGUGAAUGGAUCGUACGACAUUUUGAACAUACAAAACGUCGAAGGAAGAUACGAGUUUGUACAUGUUGGUGAAUGGAACGGUGAGCAGAUUCACGGAAACGUCAACGGACAGCUUCGGCUGAAUGUGAACGCCAUACAAUGGCGACGUAAUGUAGUGAAAACACCAGUGUCGUUUUGCUCCAGUGACUGUGGGCGAACAGCCAUUCGAAUUCCCUUGAAGAAGAGGGCAUUUCCAUGUUGUUGGCAAUGCAGUCAAUGUAAAGAGCUUCAAAUUGUGAACGAAAAUAACACGUGCGUAUCAGGACCAUUAGGCUGGGAACCAAACAGUAAUUAUACAGGUUUCGUAAAGAGGAAGGUCUUGUAUCCAAAAUGGAAUGACCCCAUGUCCGUUCUCAUCAUCACACUGUCCCUUAUAUCCCUAACGUUCGCACUAACCACUGUCGUUGUCUACGUCACGCACAAGCAAAACCGUUUGGUCAAAGCCUCGGGUAGAGAACUUUGCUGCGUAAUUCUGGCUGGCAUAUCACUUUGUUUCAUCGUGCCCUUUUUCUACAUUUCUAAACCAAGCGAUUCCGUAUGCUACACAAGAAAUUUCUGCGUGGGACUGGCACUAUCCAUGUGUUAUGCUCCGUUGUUCAUGAAGAUAAACAGAAUCUAUCGAAUAUUCAUAAGUGCCAAGGCAUCCGUGGCAAGACCUCCUUUGGUGACGCCACAUAUUCAACUACUCCUGACGUUUGCGUUGCUUUCCAUUCAACUCAUGUUCACAACUCUUUGGUUUAUUGCAAAACCAGUGACGGCAACUGAGAAAUAUUACAGCGAUCGCAAAGAGCUAGUCCUGGAAUGCGAAGUUGACCAGCUCAGCUUCUCCGUAAACUUGUGCUAUGUUAUGGUUCUCAUGAUACUUUGCACCGUCUAUGCCUUCAAGACGCGGACAUUCCCGAAGAAUUUCAAUGAGUCCAAGUACAUUGGGAUAACCAUGUACAUCACGUGUGCCGUGUGGCUCGGCUUUUUCCCAUUCUACUUGAACACGAAGGACAGUUCGACGCAUAUUUAUCUCAUUUCAUUGGCAAGUAUCGUGAUAGGCCUGAUCACACUAGUCGGCCUGUUCUCGCAAAAGAUUUAUAUCAUCUAUUUCGUGAAGAAUCUACGGAAUGAUGACUUGGUGAUGACGUCACGAUCUACUCAACGGCAUUUGCCUGGUUCCGAGGAUCGACGAGAAAUCUCGAACCACGUGAAUGAUAUGACGGAUAAAAAGCUAAACGGACAUAGUGAUGCGUUGUGAUGAGUAUGGAAACGAUGAUUUUUAAUUAUUCGAUACACUUGUUAUGUUACAGUAGUUAUGCUGUGCACUAUUUAUGUUGCAUCUGUGUUGUAAAACUUGUAUAACAACAGUGCCGUUGUACAAAUUACGAAACACAAAACAUGCUUACAAAAGAAUAUUGAACAAUUUGUGUUACAUAAGUUAUGUUACAAUGGCUAUGUUGCAUUUGCCAUGUUAUACAAGUUACAUUUAACACUUGGUAUGUUAGAUAAGUUAUACUACAAUGGCUAUGUUGCAUUUGUCAUUUAACACAAGUUAUGUUAUGGUAAACAUACCCCACACAAGUUAUUUUACACUUAUCAUGCAGAACUGUAAAUAUUUUAUGAUAAGAUAACGAGAUAUUGAAGCAAUAUUUAAUAUUCCUAAAAAAAUAUGGAUGACGGGUAUUGACCUUAAAAACUACAAGAAGUGGUAGUAAGAGCAUGAAAACAUUUAUAAAAAUUCAUUAUUCGUCCAAGUCCUUAUGAAGAGAUAAUAAAAAUGAAUAGGAUGUCGUA